Molecule: messenger RNA, 3229 nt
Organism: Salvelinus fontinalis (brook trout)
Lineage: Eukaryota; Metazoa; Chordata; Actinopteri; Salmoniformes; Salmonidae
Product: histidine protein methyltransferase 1 homolog
Exons: 2
Coding region: 103-1257 (384 amino acids)
Biological process (GO): peptidyl-histidine methylation, to form tele-methylhistidine
Molecular function (GO): protein-L-histidine N-tele-methyltransferase activity
Source: RefSeq, a predicted model, not a curated record
AACUCCUUUUCCUUCCAGUCCGCGUGUAGUUGAUGAAGGUUGCUGAAUUGAUUCCCUGCCUUUUAUAGCUAUACUAGUUAAAUACACUGCUUCGUUAGAACUAUGUCGUUCAGUUUCAAUUUCGACGUGCAGUUAACGACAAAGGGGCAACAAGGUGAAGGUGAAGAAAGUAAACCACAAACUGGAAAGCAGGAUUAUGCAGUCAAACCUGUGCCCGGCAACAACAACACCACCACUCCAGCAGAAACUGUCAAAGCAGCUGUUGAACACCACCCCCCUGCAGAUCCCAACUUUCUCCUCAACGAUGCUGUCUCUGAGACUAUUACCAUAGGAACGCUUCCACCCCUCCACUUCCUGAAUGAGUCUGUGUUCGAGCGGACGGCCAGCGAGCGAGAUGACAACGAGAGGAUCCUGUCGCGGACCGCCGCCCAGAGCUCGGACCUCAUCUCCGGGGUGUACGAGGGAGGGUUGAAGGUGUGGGAGUGUACCUAUGACCUCCUGGAGCUGCUAGAGAGGGAGGAGGAGACGUUCGGGGGGAAGAUGGUUCUGGAUUUGGGCUGUGGUGCUGGACUGCUGGGCCUACUGGCGCUAAAGCGCGGAGCAAGUCAGGUCCAUUUCCAGGACUAUAAUAGUACUGUUAUAGAACAGCUCACACUGCCUAACGCACUGCUCAACUGUCAGGUGGAAGGAGAGGAGGAGGAGGAGGAGGAGGAGGAAGAAGUGAAGGGGAGGAAGGGAAAGAAACGGGGGCUGCAGGAGGAGGACGAUGAGACAAUUAUAGAAGAGGACAAGAUGAGAAAGGAUGAAGAGGCGAAGUCCGAUGAGGAGAAGAAGAAUGAACAGAAAAAAGAGGGAGAGGAUGGCAGCCCGUCGCCCAAGAGGCAAGCCCUGGACCCAUCCCAGCAUACGAAGCUGACCUGCUGUCGUUUCUUCUCGGGCGACUGGACAACGUUCCUAGCGCUGGUCCUCAAGGAAGACCUGUUCCCUAAAUAUGACAUCAUCUUCACCUCAGAGACCAUCUACAACACGGCGUACUACUCAGCUCUUCACGACACCCUCCACAGACUGUUGGCCCCGAGGGGAGUGGUCUACCUGGCCACCAAGGCCCACUACUUUGGGGUGGGGGGUGGGCUGCACCUAUUUGAACAGUUUAUAGAGGACAAGGGAGUGUUUGAUAUGGAGAAACUGUGGGAUGUGGACCAGGGGCUACAGAGACAUGUUGUGGCCAUGCACUUCAAAACAACAAUCAAGUCUUGACUUUUUACUUUGUGUAGUUUCAAAUGAAUUUCUACUCAAUGCACCUGGAACUUCUAUGCUACCUACGGUGUGCUAACUUCAAUCAGUUUCAAAUAAACGUUUUCCUAUAAAGAUCACCCGGGUGUCAAUUGUGACAAAGAAACAGGACUUGGACAUAAUUAAAAUGACCGCAUGUUUGACCGAUAAUGAUAAGACAUGUAGAAUAUUUAAGACUUACUGUAGGUCUGGCUUUUUCUUUUUUUUUUUUUUUUUGGUGGUAUAACCUUGUAUGUCAAAUACUGGAGAUGUGCUUCACGAAAAGAUGACAGAGUUUGAAUAGUUUGAAUAUUCGCCAGUUGAAGAAGACAACAGGAUAGCUGCACUGAUGGAGGGAAAGAGGCAGAAGUCUGAUAGAGGAGAUGAGCAGAUAUUCCAUUACCGUGGCAUUAUUCCAUUGUUUCCAUUGUAGUGUGCAAACUAGGCCAAUAUCAAGCAUACCUCAAGUAUUUCAAAGUAUUUUGGCAAGUGUAUUUGGUGCAGGUCGGUUUUUAACAGAACAUUGCUUCUUGUGUUCUACAUACUGUAGAAGUUUCUGUACAGUACUUAAUGUUAACGUGAAAAUGUCUUCAACUCAGUUUCCAUUUGUUAUGUGUAUGUUUGUGAAAUACACUAUAAAGAAAAGCAGAGUUUGUAUUUAUUUUUGAUUGUGGGGUCAUAAGUGGUAGUUGAAGUAGGCACAAUAUACUACCCUAAAGAAGAUACCGUUUCAUGUCAACUUUACCCUUUGUUCACAUACCUCUCUCACUUUCUAUAUUUAUUUAUUUAGAAUAGGGCUAGUGCAGGAGAAAAGUGGAAAGGAAAUGACGGUCUUUAUAGGGGGUAGGGAGGAGGAAAGGAAAUGGGCUCAGUGACCUUUGCAGGUGAUUCCCAAAGUGUUCAAAUAGCACCAUGAAAGCUAGACUUGUUCCUGAAGUCCGCUGCAAAAUGUAAAUUGCGACUUAUCCCAUCUGCCCAAGGACGAGGUCUGAAAGUGGAGUCCGGCGUCACUGUAGUGUAGCAUAUCUAUUCUGCAGUGGGGCUUUUUGUGGUUUCUGUCUCCUAGUUCACCUUUUCACAUUUUGUUCCCCAUCAAUAUUAUUUUGUAUACACUUUAAAGACUUGGCAAUGUCAUGUUACAAUCUAAAGUUAUCAAAGAUAGACGCAUAUCAAAAUGUCUUGUGGCAAUUUUCUAGAAGGGUGACCAUAUUGGAUGUGUCAUCGAAUAAAUAUAGUAAAGUGUCACAAAUCAUGAUUGACACUUUUUUAAUGUAAAAUAUUCACUUAACUUAUUACGGUAAACCUAUGAGUAGGAACAAACAGGGUAGAUUCUGUUGAGGAAGAGAAGUCCGGUAAACCUAUGAGUAGGAACAAACCAGGGUAGAUUCUGUUGAGGAAGAGAAGUCCGAGUGGUAUAGCUAGAGUGGAAUUCCCUUUUAGCUUUAUCAUGGAAAUCUAAAGCUUGUAGAAAUACUGUAACACAGACUGAGAGAAGGGAGGAUAAUGCACAGUAUAACCAGUGGGAGAGAAGGGGGGAUUUCCUAGGAAGAAUAAUAAACAGGGUAGCACCACCUAAGUGGGUUACACCUGUGUUGGUGUCAAUGUAACAUGAUGAGGAAGAAGGAUAACGUGGGUUUUACGGUUAUCGUACGUCAUCUUCCACUUACUGAUAGUUUGUGUACACUUUCAUCUAUGUUCUGUGUUUCGCAUUCAUCUCUGUGUAUGACUAAUCUGUUCCAGUCAUUGACACUUGCACAACUUGAGUGCCCUGUUUCAUCCAAUAAGAUUAAGAUGACUUUAUUGGUCAAUUCCAACUGAAAUUUGACUUCCCCUGUUUCCACCUCAGAAAGAUACACAUACAGUGCCUUCAGAAAGUAUUCAUACCACUUGACUUAUUCCUAAUUUUGUUGUUACAGCCUGAAUUCAAAAUUGAUUAAAUGUGUAUUCUUUUCACCCA